Auxenochlorella protothecoides is the source of this 1602-nucleotide messenger RNA. Its product is annotated as Glucose-6-phosphate 1-dehydrogenase, cytoplasmic isoform 2. Gene Ontology annotation, biological process: pentose-phosphate shunt, oxidative branch; glucose metabolic process. The record is from RefSeq and is a predicted model, not a curated record. Gene Ontology annotation, molecular function: NADP binding; glucose-6-phosphate dehydrogenase activity. Gene Ontology annotation, cellular component: cytosol. The transcript is spliced from 8 exons. NCBI's taxonomy places the organism in Eukaryota, Viridiplantae, Chlorophyta, Trebouxiophyceae, Chlorellales, Chlorellaceae. Bases 1 to 1602 code for a protein of 533 amino acids.
AUGGCGACUGCAACCCGAGUGAAGGUCACCGAGGAUGAGUCGAUGCUGACCUCGUUGGUGCGCAGGAUCACUUCGUCCUCCGAGCGGGACGGCUGGCAGGAGCCAGUCCUGCCAGGACAACUGACCCUCACAAUCGUCGUAGCAGGUGCAAGCGGGGACCUUGCCAAAAAGAAGACAUACCCCGCGCUCUGCUUCCUGUAUCAGCAUGGCUUCCUGUGCUCCAACGUACGCAUUGUGGGGUAUGCCCGCACCGACCUCAGCGAUCAAGCCCUGCGAGACAAGUUGCGCCCCUUCCUGAAAAACACACCGGAGGACAAGCGAGAGGCCUUCCUGGCGACCUGCUCCUACGUCUCUGGACCCUACGACACCCCGCACGGCUGGCAGCGCCUGGCAGCAGUGCUGGACAAGCGCGAGAGCGCCACGCCCAAGAACCCUGCCGGCCGCCUCUUCUACCUGGCACUUCCCCCCAGCGUGUACCCCCAGGUGUGCCGGGGCCUGAAGGAACACUGCUCCUCCAUCGCCACGAGCUCGGAGCCGGGCAGGAGCUGGGUGCGCGUUGUGGUGGAGAAGCCCUUUGGAAAGGACUUACAGUCGUCUGAGGACCUGGCGGAGCACCUGGGGGAGCUGUACCCAGAGGAGCAGCUGUACCGCAUAGACCACUACCUGGGCAAGGAGAUGACCCAGAACAUGUUUGUCAUGCGAUUUGCAAACACAUUCCUGUCGCCGCUGUGGUCCAGGACGCAUGUGGCAAACGUGCAGAUCACUUUCAAGGAGGACUUUGGGACGCAGGGGCGAGGGGGCUACUUUGACGAGUUUGGCAUCAUCCGGGAUGUCAUCCAGAACCACUUGAUCCAGCUGCUGGCGUUUGUGGGCAUGGAGAAGCCCGUCAGUCUACACCCGGACGACAUUCGCGACCAGAAGGUGCAAGUCCUGCGGUGCAUCAAGCCCCCCUCCCUGGACAAUGUGGUACUGGGGCAGUACACUGCCGCCGAUGGCGAGGACGGGUACCUAGACGACCCCACCGUGCCCCAGGGCUCCAGGACCCCCACCUUUGCCUCCAUUGUGCUGUACAUCGACAACGACAGGUGGGCGGGCGUGCCCUUCAUCAUCAAGGCUGGCAAGGCCCUGGACGAGCGCAAGGCGGAGAUUCGCAUCCAACUGCACGAGACCCCCCACUUCAUUUUUGCGGGCGAGUCCAGCUCCUCCCGAAACGAACUGGUGGUCCGGCUGCAGCCUGACGAGGCCAUCUACAUGAAGUUCAUCGUGAAGAAGCCAGGACUGGACACGGAGCCCGUGAUCUCCGAGCUGGACCUUGAUUACCACAGCCGAUAUCCAGAUGUCAUCAUCCCCGAUGCCUACCCCAAGCUCAUUCUGGACGCCAUCCGCGGCGACCAGCAGCACUUUGUGCGCCGCGACGAGCUGCGCGCUGCCUGGGCCAUUUUCACGCCCCUGCUACACGCCGUGGACGCGGGGGAGGUGCCCAUCCACCCAUACCCAUACUCCUCCCGCGGACCCGAGGAGGCGGAUGCGCUGCGCUCGCGGGUGGGCUGGGUCAAGAACAGCAAGUAUGACUGGAAGGCCAAGGUCGAUGUGCCGGCGUGA